AUGAAACGUGCCCUUAAUAACGUUGUGGAAAUUGAGCAACAUCCUGCGGGAAAUAGUACCCUUCUGAGUUCUGAAAUAACUUGCAUCGCAGUAUCAUACUUUUUCAAAUCUUCAAUUGACAUGGCAGAAAGACAGUUUAAUGAGCCGCAGCAUGACGCACAAUUGCAGUCUCCUCCUGCAACAAAGGAGGACAUGAUCUCUUAUGUGGUAGCAUUGGAGGCUGCUUUGCUACCGUGCUUACCUGCGAGAGAACUCCAAGCAAUCGACCGUUCUCCCCAUCCUUCUCACCAGAUUGAUGUGGAGAGACAUGCUAGAGACUUUAUGGAGGCAGCCAAAAAGCUUCAGCUUUAUUUUAUUGGUUUACAACGCGAUGAUCAGCCCACCAGAGCAGAAACCCUUCACAAGGAGAUUGCUAUUAUGGAAGAAGAGUUAAAAUUAAAGACUGAGCUAAUUAAUAAGCAAGAGAGACUGAUCCAAGGAUGGAGGGAGGAGUUGAAAGAGCAACUGCACAAACACAAAACCGAGUUGGAAAGAGUGUAA
This is a messenger RNA of Fraxinus pennsylvanica, 540 nucleotides long. The record is from the annotation of a GenBank genome assembly. Lineage: Eukaryota; Viridiplantae; Streptophyta; Magnoliopsida; Lamiales; Oleaceae.